GUGGCCACGGGCAGCGUAGCAUCUGUGAAAGUCCCUGAGCUUGUGAAGAAACUCAGCGAGUUUGCAGACGUCGCAGUGAUCCUCACUGCACCGGCAGAGGUCAUGACCAGCAAGCGAGUGGCAGGUAGAUAUUCGCCAGAGUGCUACGAGGCCUUUCAAGCUCUACAAGUCAAAGGGGUCCAUGUGCUGCGAGAUGAGGACGAAUGGGACCGCUAUGAGGAUGUGUCUUCAGAUUCAGUGGUGGUCCAUAUUGAGUUGCGGAGGUGGGCCGACAUUGCAGUGGUCGCGCCUUGCUCCGCAAACACGCUGGCAAAGUUGGCCCUAGGGCUUUGUGACAACUUGGCCACCUCCUUCCUACGAGCGUGGGAUCCUGACAAGCCUCUUCUGGUUGCUCCUGCCAUGAACACCCUCAUGUGGGAGCAUCCCAGCACUGCAGAACACCUGACAACGCUGCAGGCGAGGGGUUGCAGCAUCAUCCCGCCAGUUAGCAAGAAGUUGGCCUGUGGCGAUGUGGGCCGAGGCGCCCUGGCUGCGGUCUCCGACAUUAUCGAGGCCGUGGUGAAGGCCUCUGUGGGAGCAGCCGAGCGAAGGGCUAGCUCGGGCAUCGGAUCAUGGCGAGCCCAUGGAUUCGAGGAGUGGCGGCCAGCCAAAGCAGCCUGA
This is a messenger RNA of Symbiodinium pilosum, 660 nucleotides long. The record is from the annotation of a GenBank genome assembly. Lineage: Eukaryota; Dinophyceae; Suessiales; Symbiodiniaceae.